AUGAAGAUGAUGUUAAGAAAUUUAUUCAGCUUAUUGAUUGGAUCCAUUAGUAUUUUUUAUACUAUUUAUGUGGUUUAUUGUUUAAUUUAUUUUAUUUCUAAUAAUAAUCAAAAUCAUAAAGCUGUACAAACUUCUGAUAAUAAUGAUAAUGCUGAAAGUCUCACAGCUGCUUGGAACAUUUUGAUGAACUUGUAUUUAUUAUUCUUGUUCUUGAUCCAGCACUCUGUAAUGGCUAGUAGACUUAUCAAGCGCUUGUAUAAAAAAUUGAACAUCUCCGAGUACGAAAGAAGUAUAUACAAUGCAUUGAGUUCAGUGUGUCUGGAUUAUUUAAUGAGAAACUGGAAGCCAGUACCCCUGAUUACGCUCUGGGAAGUAAAUACAGAGUCUAACAUGUAUUCUUGGAUUUUAUUUUCUGCUCUACAUCUAUUCGGAUGGCUAAUUAUACUCGGUGGCUGCUGUAUGCUUGAUGUCACCGAGUUGUUGGGGUGGAAACAAAUUUACUGCAAAGUACUUAAUAAGCCUGGAGCGUUAGCUGUUAAGUCAAAGGAGUAUCAAAGGUAUUUAGAUCAUAUGAGGCAUCCUAGUUUCGUCGGAUUCAUUAUUAUCUUUUGGAUUCACCCUUACAUGACCAUCGAUCGGUUCUUGUUGUCGUCUAUCAUAACAAUUUACAUGUUGAUGAUGUGGAAUAUCGACGAAAGCGAUUAUAAAUAUGCGAGCAAUAUUUAUUACAGAGAAAAACAGUACUUCAAAUAUUCAUAG
Messenger RNA from Cotesia congregata, 759 nucleotides. The record is from the annotation of a GenBank genome assembly. NCBI's taxonomy places the organism in Eukaryota, Metazoa, Arthropoda, Insecta, Hymenoptera, Braconidae.